Molecule: messenger RNA, 828 nt
Organism: Recurvomyces mirabilis
Lineage: Eukaryota; Fungi; Ascomycota; Dothideomycetes; Mycosphaerellales; Teratosphaeriaceae
Exons: 3
Coding region: 1-828 (275 amino acids)
Biological process (GO): endoplasmic reticulum unfolded protein response
Cellular component (GO): endoplasmic reticulum membrane; Hrd1p ubiquitin ligase ERAD-L complex
Molecular function (GO): misfolded protein binding; ubiquitin-specific protease binding
Source: RefSeq, a predicted model, not a curated record
AUGUCAGCAGUCGACAUGUUCUGGGCUGCUCCGCCAGUCGCCAGAACCAUCACAGCUGCAGCAGUCCUCCUCUCCGUACCAACAUGGAUGGGUCUGAUAAGCCCCUACUACUCCGUCUUCGUCCGAGAUCGGAUAUUCACCCUCACGAGAAUACCUGAGAUCUGGCGACUCGUCACCCCAUUCAUCCUCACGGGACCCAAAUUCGGCCUACUCAUGGACCCGUACUUCCUGUACACGUACGGAAGCCAGCUGGAAACAGAAGCAGCGCGGUUCACUCAGCCCGGCGACUUCUUCAUGUACCUCGUCUUCGUGGCGGUAAUAAUACUGCUCCUCGGCGGCAUCUACCUCCAAGGCGUCUUCCUCCUCUCCCCCCUCACCCUAGCUCUAGCCUACACCUACGCGCAAGAAAACCCCAACCGCCAACUAAGCUACUUCAUCGUCACCUUCUCCAGCAAAUGGCUGCCCUACGCCAUGCUAGCCAUGACCUUCGUCACCGCCUCGCCGCAGGAAGCCCUGCUCCAAGCCACGGGCCUCGUGGCCGCACAUGCCUAUGACUUCGUCACGAAGAUCUGGCCGCAGUAUGGGGGUGGGAGGCAGUUCCUCACUACCCCGGUGGUGGUGAAGGGGUGGUUUGCGAAGCUGGGGGGGACGGCGCAGGCGAGAGGUGCGGGGACGGCUUUCGCGGCGAGGUCUGGCGGGACGGGGCCGGGGGCGAAUGUGCCGCCGGCACAGACGGGGAGUGGUGGGGGUUGGGCGAGUGGGUUUAGUGGUGGUGGGAAUACUGCGUGGGGUGGCCGGAGUUCGGGGAGACGUCUCGGUAGCGACUAG